ACAACUUUGUAUCAAGAUGGCGAUGAUGCUGCAGCAUAAAGCUGCGAAAGCAGUCAUACAACCUUCUUCUAAAUAUUACAUAGGGGACAAAAAUCCGGUUCUUAACGCUUUCGAAGAAGAAUACAAGCUUUUCAUACAGUUUAUGAAGAAGAGAGGUACACCUGGCCAUAAGAAAAAGGAUGAUGAACCGUUUGCUAGAGGACCCAACACCUUGUUCAACUUGUGGAACAAUUAUGAAGCUCGACUACCUUCCACCUACUACCAGAAGAAAGUCAUUGAGAUGGGAGACUUCUUGGUUUCGAUGAAGGAGUACAACUUGGCAGUGUGGCAGUGCUAUGGACGCUACCUUGAUCAGUUUGGUGAUCGGCACAUUGAAGACAUCGUGGACAUCAAGACUGUCAAGGCUAUAUUCUUCCCAGAUGGGCUAGAAACGGACAAUGCAAGUUUGACAUUCCGAGCAUUGUAUGGGAAGAGCAUCUGUAACUACCAGCUGGUGUUGAUGACGGACCCCAAGCUUCAGAACACCCAGUCUGUUGGCCAGUGUUUGAAGAUCCUGGCCUUCCUCCGGCUCAUUACCCAAGUGAUCCUACCCAGAGAAUCGCUUUGCUGGCUGGUCUACAAUGGCACAAUUCACAUCUACAGUGUAUCAAGACACAUGAUGACUUUGGGUCAUUCUGCAAAGGUAUUGGAGUUCCUUCUUUGGGCCUGUAUGUGCAUGGAAAACUCUGUACCUCUGAUGUCUGUACGCUAUUUGCAAUGGAGAACCACGCUGUACACUGCUGUGUGCCAGAGCUACUUUGACUGCAAGGCUCACCAACAAGCUGAGGGUUUCGCAAGGCGUGCUCUCGGAAAGGUGAAUGAAUUGAGUCAGCUAGAACAAAUCAGUUCUGCCCCACCUAGCCUGGAGGUUGAAGCAGUCUUCAGACAGGCAACCGUGAAGCUUGGCAUCAUGGUGUACAGACGUUCAGUGUUUGACCGGAAACGACCCAAAGGACUUCUGCGUCCUAAGACGAGGAGCAACGUGAAGGACUCACAAUCGCCUACCGAAGUCCGAACGGUCACUCUAGUAGCCAGUGACGGCCGCCUCAUCUGGCAUAAAACCACCAAACAACGACUAGAUGACCUUGUUAAGAAACAAGGAAAUAUCACAUGGCCUCGCACUCCUGUGGAGAAACUACUGUCCGAUAUGUUUGAAGGUAGUGCUGCUCAGUUCUUGGCCAUUCUUGAGACGCUGACCGACAGUACUCGCAGGACGUUGCUGACCAGUCCAGCUGCACCGGACACCGAGGAUUACAUCUUGGAUACUUUCUCUGAGCUCUUCUUUGCUGGAAUGGAGAUCAUUUCAGGUGGAGGAGGGAACCAACCUCGUAAUCCUCAGUCAGUCAACGACAUCAAUCUAUCUGGUGUCGUCCUGGAUAAAUCCUUGAUAGAAAUGGCCUCGGUAGCAGAGGAUGGCAUCCCUAUCUCGGCUGUUGUCAAAUUCCUCAAGUCAGCCUACAACUACGAGCAAUGGGAGGUGUAUGAAACACUGGUCUACCCUACCAUCGAGUUUCUCAAAAAUCAACCAGACAACCGAUACACCCACGAACUUCUCUCUGUGGAGAUCAUGCAAGCGAUGGAACCACUCAAUCCAAACAGGAAAUCUAAGAAGUCACAUACUCAGGUUGAGGAGCAGAUCAACGAGAUUGCUUCCCUACCUCUCCCUUCGGCUCCUGCAGGCUCCAUAUCAUCUCAGGAUCAUUGGGUUUACCUAGCAGAAGUCCUUUCAUCUUGCUCCAAGGAUCUCUCAGCUGAUUCUGUUGAUUUGGACAUGGUAGUAGAUGCCACCCUUUUCCUGUGGGCUAAGGUCAAAACUGUCUUCCAACGAGUUCAGACUGGAGCAUCGGACAGUGGCAAGUACCUGCAGAGAAUGGACAAUCCCAAUAAGUGGGUGCACAUUCUGAGUGUUCUCCAUGAGGUGGUGUAUUGGUGUGGUAUCGCCAACGUAGAUCCCGGACUUACAGCUGAGAUUGGCAUCAGACUUGCUCUAGUCCUCGAGAGCCAGGCCACGACUGAGAUGAAAGAAACAGCUAAAGCACGUUCUAUGGAUGAUCACCAGAGCGUUGAAGAAGAAUCACCUCCAUCACCACCUUACAAAGAAUCACCAUUUAGGAGUGAAGGCCGUACCACUGGGUUGGGAAGAGCCAGCGGUAUCACCACAUAUGCUGCUUCUAUCCUCCAGCAAGGUCCGCAGGAACAGCUUCUCCUGGCUAGGGAGAUCCUGGAGAGAGCCUUACAGGGUGUGUCCUUUGCCAGGUCGGCUGUUGCCCUGACAGAUGGCAAGUCCAUCGCUGAUGUAACCUGGGUCAAGGACUUGAACACAUCUUCUCCAUCCGCUGAUAACCAACCAGCUUCUCAAGCAGAUGAUACCCAGCCAUCUCUGACCACACCAGCUCCAAAACCUCUGGAGGACGAGGAAGGUGCUGAUGGAGUCUUCAACACCAUCAUGGAUCUUCACCUUGAGCUGCUCUACAUGUAUCACAGGGUCUGUCUGAAGCUGGCCCAGACCCAGGGGUCAGGGGCGUGGAAGAAGUCCCCCAAAGAGUCCAAAGGAUCGGCCAAAGCUUCGGUCAAUGCGUCGACCAGAGGAUCAGCCAAGAGCACAGCAGUACCUAGCAGGAUUGGUAGCACCAGGAUGAGAGGGAAUGAGCUUGACAGCAUGGCUAUUGAUACCGUUGAGGAGCUACUGGAUUACUGCGACAAGAACCUUAUUUCUAAGGCACUCUUCGCCAUGCAGCAGGCUUUACAGGCUGAUAAGGGCUCUGGACCAAGCCAACAGCAGAAACAGCUACUUCAGGAUGCUAUGAACUACAUCACCAAAGCCCAAGACCAGGAACUGAAACUCUUCAACAAUAAUGCAAAGGAAAAGGAAGAAGGCAGUGUACGAGAAAGUGGUGUUCCGCCAGCACCAUUGCUAGUAUGUCGGACUGAUAAUAGCAUGGUGUUUAAACCUGCUCCAUACAACCCUCCUCAGAAGGUUGCAUGGUACCGCCUGUUUGCUCGGAAGUCCAGUGGUAGCAAUGUUAAAGUCAGAUUGAAUGACUACACUCUGCCUGGCACUGGGGAAGAGGUCCCUGCCUAUGACUGCGAGCUCCAUGUGACGGGGUUAAAGGUCAAUGAACGUUAUGUGUUUGCCGUGGCAGCGUACACCGAUGAUGGUCAGCUGAUAGGGGAUGCUAUAGGAGACACCAGUAGGCCCAUCCUAGCCUCACAUCCUCUGCCUGUUCUCAUGACAUGGGCAUUCCUAGGACAGGCUGCUUACCAGGUUGGAUGUUAUGACAUUGGACUGACAGCCAGUAGGGUUCUAUGGGAUCACUUUGUGGCUCCCAUCCCACCCCCAUCUGCCGAGAUUCAAACAGAGACGGCAAGAGAAGACUACCAACUUACACUCAGAAAGUUGAACCCGCAGACGGCAAGUGUUGCCUCACCCCUUCUACUGAGGAUGUUCCUGAGUAGUAUCUUCAUCAAUGUUGACAUCUCCAUGAGAGAUGGAAGCAUCUACUGCAACAAGCUUUGUGACACUGGACCCUACUAUAAAGGACAGACGCAAAGAUUGUUGAACUGCGAGAGAAUGCUUGUGGCUAUUGAGUUAGCUGGUUGGUUGAAUGAGACCAACAUGGCUCUUCAGGCUGUUGUACAGUGCUAUGGACUUCUGGCCCCGGUCAUCCAUUACAAGAUCCCAUCUAUUCCUGUUGUGCAGGUGUUGACCCAGUGCUGCGCAGUGCUCCAGGACAUCCCCAACAGUAUGAGACAGCGUCGGCAGCAGUCUGUGUCAGACAGCCUUCAUCACAUGGUCGCUACAAUCACUUUCUACAUGGCCAAGGUUCUACGCACAUGGAAGCAGAGAUCACUUGCCAAUCACGUCAUCGAGGCAGGCAAGAAGAUGCUGGUUGUAGAAAAGGAUGAGAAAGGUGGGAAGUCGGAAGGAGGUAACAUCGACUUCAUCGAAGACGGCGAGGGUGGCGGAGGAGCCAAUGUCACCCAGAAGAAACGCAAGGCUAAGCGGUCUGGGCAACCGUCCAUAGCUCUGGAAGGUAUUCAGAAUGAGGAACUGAGUGCACUCGAAGCACACAUGCUCAGACUGUCUCGUCUAGCCCAAAAUGCAGAUGAGUUGACUGGGUCAGAGGAUCCUAACAUCCUUCAUGCGUUCAUUGCCACCCUCCCAAGCAGGCAUGCAUAUCGAGAAGUGGUUAAGUUCCGUCGUCGGGCCCGUUAUCUGGAGUUCUUUGUUCAGGUUGUACAGAAGGCAUUGAGUGAAGGCCUGGUAGAUGUAGCCAUUGAAUGGUGCGAGGAGACUAUCACAUGGCUUGUCAGACGGAACGACCAGCUGUCGGCUGUGAAAGCUACCCUCAACAAGGGACCAGGUGGAGCCGCAGUGGCUGGGGAUGAUCCUAAGAAAUAUGCUGCUGCUGUUCUGGAAUACUCAAAGACUGCCAACGCCAAGCAAGCUCAAGCCAAGCAACCCGAUUCAAAGCCUGCACCGAGACGAAGGAAGAAAGGUUUCCAGCUCCUAGUUCACAUGAGAUCCAACAUUCGUAUGUCUGACUCAGCCAAGCAGCAACAGGAAGAUAAAGAACUCCUGGCCUUUGACAAGUUGGAGUGUAUCUACCCAGAGUUCUACCGCACUGCUCGCAAGAAGAUGCGACUUAGACGAAUCACUAAUGAUGAAAUGCCUUGGAGAUCACAGAUGAACAUCCUGCAAGGUUUGUGUCACUUUGGUCAGUUUCUGGACAAGGUUGAGAAGAGAAACAAGCUUCUUGGUCCAACAGCUGGUGAUAUCUACAGGUCAUCCUACUUGGACAAUGAAUGGUUCACCUUUGAGACUGCAAGCACCCUCGUAGUAGGUUGGGAUGGGGGAGCCUCCAGGACUGUGACCCGUCAGGGGGAUGGCUCUCAGAGCGACCCGAUCAUCAAGCAAUUGCAGCAGAUAGAUGGCUAUGACAUGAACCCUUACCUCACCAACCAACCAUCGGGCAUUGAGGCCGCUGCUCUUGCUUCAGUUGGAGAACCCGUGCCGGUGCUUCCUCCUCCUCCCGAUGACAAGGAAUCGGACACCAUGAAGACCUACCAAUCUACAGAGACCGAGAGGAGCGGUCCCAACGUCCAGCAGCCAUCGGUAGAUGUCAGCGGAUUCACCCUCCAGGCUACCAUCGACAGUCUCAAGAAAACAUUUGAACAUCUGAGGAAAGCUGUGAUCCUUGCCCAUCGGGGUCACCACUGGUCCCUGCUUCAGAAUGCCUGCCGUAGCAUGUGGAACUGUGCUCACACGGCCAUCCUCUACUGCUUCUCGGGAGGACACUCUGCAGGACUCCUGACUGUAGAUGCCUUGAGAGGAGUGGUGUGGUUUCCUUUCUUCCUAGCCGUAGACUGUCUCCUUGACAUGUUAGUCCAUCUACAGAAUGAGACAGACAAGCAGAAGAAGAAGAAAGGAUCGCAGCCGGACGUCCUUCUCAACACCUGGGUUGGUUCCGUAGCGGAUGAGAAGGGCGGUGCCAGUCUCAAGUUUGAAUCGCCCCUGGAUGAUGUUAGCAGUGUAGAUUCCCGCUGGAUCAGACGCAUGGUGCUUCGGGUCAUGGAGAUGCUCUAUUAUGAACAGAAGUGGGAGAAGCUGGCUGAUGUAGCUAUGAGAUUCAAUGUUUUGACUCAGGAACGUUACUCUGAAGUUGUCAGUCCUCUCUUGGUCCAGGCCCAACGUAAGCUGGUAUCCAGGGUCUCGGCCUACGGAGGAGAGCCUCCGGUCCAGGCCCACUUCAAGGCUGCUGCCCUGAGUCAUGGAGUGGACAAGGUGACCGCAGAGAACUACAUGAACAUACAGCUGAUGGUAGCCUUUGACAGGACCAUGAUGAAACCGCUUGACAUGGGCGGUAGGAUUGACCCUGAGGGACACCAUGUCUAUGGGGGAGCGUCUGAUGCCUUCAAGGUGUCCAGUGUACCUUUGGAGAUAGGUGACAGCCUGGAAGGGUUCCGUCAUGCCCUGGAGAAAUCAAACUAUACCGCCAGGGCCCUGCAGCAUAGUCGACGCCUCAUGAUCCUCUACCUGGCCGCUCAGCAAAAUGCUCAGCCAGGCAUGAGCCUCCAUUCAGAACAGAGUAGAGUGGGCUUCUCUGAGACCGAUGACAAGCCUCAGACAACGGUGCCUCCCGACCUCAUGAAGUCGGAGUUCAAGUCAAUGUCAGAGGUCGAGACUGCUGCCCUGCCGACCUCCCAACUUGCAGUGGUCGUGUCCUCCUAUGACAAGACAAUAGAGAUGUUGAUGGCCCGCAAGCAGUCUGGAUUAGCAGCACAAGCCAUGCACGAACUUGGAAACAUCCACUAUCACGCUUCUAAUAUCAAGGCAGCAUACAAGUGGUGGAGUGAGGCUCUAGAUCUGAUCUUAGGAACCAACGACACUUUGACCACAUGGAGAAGACUUCUAAGUGACCAACAAGCAGAGAAUGUUAGCAGUCAAUUGCUUGACCGAUGUGGCAUGUGGGGUUGUCUUCUAGGGGCUAUGCUGGCAGCAAAGAUUGCCCAAUAUGUAUUGACCUCUGACCUUGGUAUGAAGCUGGAGGCAUGCUUCCUGUCUGCGUUCCUCUUCAAGGCCCUGUUCCGUACCACCCUGCCUCACCCCACCGCAGACCGGGACUAUGCCCUCUAUGAGAUAGGGGAGGGAUGUGAGGUCCAGUACCUUGUUCCUGGAGUGGACCUCCUGUCUGACAGGUUCCGCUGCGAGGGAAGGACCCUGAUAGCGACCCUGCGAUGGGUCGCAGAAGAAUUAUCAAGAGCUAAACACAAUCUCAUGGUACUCCCACUUCUGACCCUCUAUCAGUACAUUGUGACCUUCUUGUGCCGUGACCUUCAGAGAGCUGUGGAUGGCCGAAUCUUGAAGUUGAGGAUCUUGACUGAUCUUGGCCUGUACAAUGAAGCAUAUAUCGUACUUGGGAGGUUAUUACAUGGAGAGCGACUCCCUCAGACUGCUGACAAGAACUUCAGACAAGUAGAGUCUAAGAUGCUUACACAGAAGUUUGAUACUGGAAAACCACUUACGGAGGCAUCGAAUCUGAAGAUGUUGGAGUACUUGAUGGAUAAGCGCGUUUCUCCAGCUUUGGCGAUUCUCUACGGUCCUCACAUGACAUGCCACCUGUCAUUGGCUCAGGCUCACCUCAUGGUGGCGCUAGCUUCUACCAUACACGUCAUUCCAGAGAAGGAAACAGCUAGCCAGACUCCUCCACAGCGCGUUUCCCCUGUAACAGUGAGCUCAGUCAACAGACCAAGCAAGACGAGCAUCUCCAAGAAAGAUGGCAAGAAUGGUCAGAAAUUGAUCAAGGAUGAAGAUGAUAACUCAUUACACAGUAUCCCCUUGAGCGAAGUCACAGUGAAGAAGUUUUCUAGUGGAUCCAAUCUACUCACCCUGGAGAAGAUCAAAGGUACUCUCUUGAGCACUGCUGACCAGGUAUUGAAACUGAUGGUGGAGGUGCUUCAAGAGCACUGUCCAAAGAAUCUUUCUGCAUCUGAGCUAGAGCUGGUGGCCCUAACCAAACUAGAGCAAGCAGCGAUCUUGAGAGAGUAUCAUCUGUCUCAGUCUGGAGCAGCAGUGGUCAUCUCGGCUCUCCAUGACAUCCAGGCCAGCGAUCUCUUCAAGGAAACCAGGAAGUCCAUCUCCCCUCGCAGACCCUCGUCAAUGAAAGGCAGUCGCAUGAAGCUCUCAUCCAACCUCUUCCCUUCUAACAUGGAGAGCAGCGAGGAUAUCACCAACCAGCCUCAGUACCAGUACCAGAACUUCCAGAGCCGCUCCCGACUUGACGCCCGUCUCUGGCUCGAUUGUCGCCUCUCACUGGUCAAGUGCCUCAUGAUGCAGAUCAGGGGUAUGGGGAUCCUUCCAGGUGCUGGUGGUGUUGGAGAUGUCGGUGAGUGUCGGCAGUACUGCAUGCAGGGUCUGACUGAAGCUGAAGCAUGCGGGGAUGUUGAGAUGCAAGCAGAGUUCCUCAUGCAAGGCGCUCUGCUGGACAUGCAUGACGGGAGAGUCUUGGAGGAUGUUCAACAUACCUUCAAGGAAGUAAUCACCUUACUGAGUGGUCAGCAGACCUUGUCACCUCCUGCCAAUCUACUGGUCAUCUUGGCCAAGGUUCAGCUAGCUGACCUCGAGGCCUUGACUGCUACAGCGUACCAGCAGAAGCAUGGCUGCCCGAUCACGAAGCAUCUCCUGAAGGCUUACCAGGAAGCGCAGGAUAUGUUGCUCCAGCAGAUCAAGUUGCUUGGUGAUUCUACUUCCCGGCACACCAUCCAUCCUGAACUCUCGGCCCCUACCAGCCCACUUCAGAACCUCUACCUACCGCACCUACUCUACUUGGCUAAGAUCAAGCUGAGACUGGGACAUACCUUGGCUAGACAGGCAACGAUGGCUCAGGAGGUCAAGCCAAAGAAGAAUGCAGAGAAGGUUGAUCCUCUGAAGGCUUGGGCCAUAAGUGCAGGUGUCCUAGGUACAGCCCUGGAGCUCUGCAGGGUGUGUGUCAUCAAGGAUUCCGCAGUCCUUGCUGAAGUUCUUCUACAGCUAGGCAAGGUUCAGAGCCAGCUUCACCAGAGGGGUGGCCCACGUGCCUGCGAGGUUAGGGUGGUCGGCAACACGCUCAUGGAGGCCAUCGUUACAAGCAUCGGGGCUAAUCAAGACCUUGGAUUGAUCCGACAAGCUUAUCUUGAGAUGGCAGUGGUGUACUUCAGCAGUAGCCAGCAGCCUGAGCCGCCAAUGCCUCCACCGGACACUGCCACAGAGAAGAAUGUCAGCCUCUCAAAACCAUCAAGCACCAAGAAGAAAGUCAGAACCCCAUCAUCUGCGAAGAAGUCUGCCCUCAGCACUCCAGCAUCCGGCAAGGCUCCCACGAAGAAAGAGGAGGAACGACAGAACUUCAUCAGGGAUAGACAGAACGAGAGACAAGCUGCUUGGACCGCUCUCCGUUGCGCCACAGCCAUCGCUCUUGCUCAGCGGACCCAGACCCUGCUGAUUGGUGACCCCAGCGUGACCUCCUUGACCCUGACGGAGAAGGUCAAGGAUCAACUGUCGGCUCCGAUUCAGCAGGAUCUGUUUGGUGAUAUGAUUGGUGACCUAGUCGUACUGACUCCGCCUCCCACGGCUCUGACUGGCAAUCAACAGCUGGAGCCGGUUGAGGAGGCUCUUAGCGGAGGCAGACGCAGCGUCUCGGGCUUCAGCAACACCGGCGCGGCGGGCAGGGAGGUACGUGUCUCCCUGACCUGGAUCCAUCUCCUGGCGUAUACCUCCAUCCUGCAGAGGAUGUGCAACUUGGAUACCUUGGCACUGGGAGAUACUGGGUCUCCGUCACCGGUCAAUGGAGGAAAUCUUGGUGGCAACUUUGAUCUUGGUUUUGUGGACCACAGCGGUCAGGACACGGGUGUGAACCAUGAGAUAGUACGAACCCCUCUCUUGAGCAGCCAUGCCUCCCUUCGCCUGCAGACCAUGGUCAGCUUCCUAACCACCAACCUCCCCAUCUUCGCUUCCUCCUGCCUGGCUAUCACCCCUCCAAGCAUCCUCCAUCUCCCCUCACCCUCGUCCUCCGAUCCUACCUCCGACGAUGCCCCCUCGUUGGUCAUACCCACGGUUACCUACCCAGCCAACAGCUACACAGCUCCGGUCUGCGUGCUCGCAGGUCAGGCUGCCCAGGGACGGAGCCUGGAGAAGCUUGCAGGGGGAGCCGACGAGACGGAGCUCUGCUUCCAGUGGUAUCAGCCAAGCUAUGACGACAUCACUGUAGGAGAGGGAAGUAGUGGGGAAAAGGGACGUGGUGUCUUCCUUCUCUAUGCACUCAGUCAGCCACCUGUUACUGGAUCGGCCAAGUCAAAGAAAGACCCUCCCCCUCCACCGACACUGGGCAAGUUAACCCUAUCCCUCUCUCAACUGACUGAUCUCCACGAUAAGCUAGCUGUGGUUCGUCAGCGGGCUGAGAUCUCCCUCUCUGAGCAGCCUAAGCCUCCUAGCACCCCGGCUGCGAGCUCCCAUGGGGGCACUGCCACCCCUUCGUCGGCGGGCAGUGGCUCCAGCAGCAAACCUACCAGCAGGAAGUCCAAGCGCACCCAUCGCAUCGCCCAGCUCUCAGCCAAGGUUAAGAAAGACGAAGACCUGGAGGCUUUGUUGAAGCAAUGUUCCUUGAUUGUAGAGCAGCUACUACAAGGAAAAGAAGACUUUGAACCUACACCUGGAUACAACAUCCCCUUUGAUGUGAAACUAGCCAGCAUUCACUGUCUUGAGCAGCUAUUUGAUCCAAGUCACGGUGACUGCAUCAGUGAUACCAAAAUCAUCGCAUGGUUACUCUCAUUUCUACAACCAGCUCCAACUGAUACAGUUGAAGAUUAAUGUUUAAACACCCAUUCAAUAUGAAAGUGGUCAUCAUUUAUUGUCAUGAGCAGCUGUUGGAUCCAAGUCACGGUGACUGCAUCAGUGAUACCAAAAUCAUCGCAUGGUUACUCUCAUUUCUACAACCAGCUCCAACUGAUACAGUUGAAGAUUAAUGUU
Lytechinus variegatus (green sea urchin) is the source of this 10540-nucleotide messenger RNA. Its product is annotated as cilia- and flagella-associated protein 54-like. The record is from RefSeq and is a predicted model, not a curated record. Lineage: Eukaryota; Metazoa; Echinodermata; Echinoidea; Temnopleuroida; Toxopneustidae. Gene Ontology annotation, molecular function: protein binding. Gene Ontology annotation, biological process: cilium assembly.